Striga hermonthica is the source of this 885-nucleotide messenger RNA. Lineage: Eukaryota; Viridiplantae; Streptophyta; Magnoliopsida; Lamiales; Orobanchaceae. The record is from the annotation of a GenBank genome assembly.
AUGGGGUCUCCUCGUUGGCUCACGUUUUUGGCCCAUUUGAUUUUUCUGCAACAAUUCCGUUUCUCGGCGCGUGCGCUGUUGAACCCCGUCGAUUUUCUGGCGCUGCAAUCGAUUAGACGGGGCCUGAGCGAUUUACCCGGGUCGGGCUAUUUCUCCACCUGGGAUUUCACGGCGGAGCCCUGCGAUUUCUCCGGCGUCUACUGUGACGGAGACAGGGUGAUCGCCCUCAACCUCGGCGACCCACGGGCGGGAUCCCCGGGGCUGACGGGACGGAUCGACCCGGCCGUCGGCAAACUCUCUGCUCUGGCGGAGCUGACUAUCGUCCCCGGGAGGGUCACGGGUCCCCUGCCCGAAACCAUUUCCCAGCUCAAGCUCUUGAGGUUUCUCGCCGUCAGCCGGAACUUCAUCUCCGGCGAGAUCCCUUCCGGUUUGGGCGAGCUUCGAGGGCUUCAAACGCUCGAUUUGAGCUUCAACCAGCUCACCGGCGCCAUCCCGAUUUCCGUCGGAAGUUUGCCGGCGCUAUCCAACGUCGUUCUCAGCCACAACCACCUCACCGGCCCGGUCCCGCCCUACAACCGUCUUUCCGGCGAGAUAUCUCCAAUGUUCUCGACGGUCGAAAAUCUGUACCUGAACAACAACCGGUUUAUUGGGCGGGUCCCGGCUAGCAUCGUGGACCGGCUGCUGGCCGCCAAUAUUCAGACGCUUUACCUGCAGCAUAAUUACUUGAGCGGGAUAGGGAUUAAUCCGACGGUGGAGAUUCCUCUGAGCUCGUCGCUGUGUCUGCAGUAUAAUUGCAUGGUCCUGCCCGUAGAGACGCCCUGCCCGCUCAAGGCCGGCCCGGAUAAAUCCAGGCCCUCGUCACAAUGCAUAGAGUGGAAAGGGUAA